Molecule: messenger RNA, 2834 nt
Organism: Notothenia coriiceps (black rockcod)
Lineage: Eukaryota; Metazoa; Chordata; Actinopteri; Perciformes; Nototheniidae
Gene: dkk2
Product: dickkopf WNT signaling pathway inhibitor 2
Exons: 4
Coding region: 274-1008 (244 amino acids)
Biological process (GO): negative regulation of canonical Wnt signaling pathway; multicellular organism development
Cellular component (GO): extracellular region
Molecular function (GO): receptor antagonist activity; co-receptor binding
Source: RefSeq, a predicted model, not a curated record
CAGGGGAGGAAACCUCUUGUCAAGUUUCUCUCUGACCCUCAGAGCAUCAGCAUUUUAACAGAUCCGCUUCUUCAUUGUUUCCCUCCUACACUGGGCUCUCAGAUAACUGUGUCGAUGGCAGUCAUUCUUCUGACUAACUGAUUUUCAUGAUCAUCACCACUCUCUGUAUUGCGUAACGCAUGGACACUGACAGUGCGCACACUUGUCAUUUAGAAACUAAGAUUAUUUAAGCCCUUUUUUCUCUUUUUAGUAUUUUUACGUUCAUUUUCAAGGAUGCUCGUCCUAACUUGGAAUAGAUGCUGUGUUGUGGUGUUUCUCGUCGCUUCACUGAAGACGGGGGCAUCCCAGGUAUCAGAGGCGCGUCCAAAGGCGAACUUAAUCAAGCCAGCUCUGUCGGAAGAGUCACCUACACCGGCUACAAACCGCACUGCUCACAUCGGGAUCACCAAGAAACACAACGUCCUUGCACAGCAGGUGUACCCAUGCAGCAACGAUAAGGAGUGCAGCGUGGGGAGCUACUGCCACAGCCCUCAGCAGUCUCCCCCCCGCUGCCUCAACUGCCGCAGGAGGAAGAAGCGCUGCCAUCGAGACGCCAUGUGCUGUCCUGGGAACCGCUGCAGCAACUUUAUUUGUGUGCCUAUCUCCGAGAGCGUUCUCUCACCUCACAUCUCAGCUUUAGACGAGCAUAACAAACUCUCCACCAAAGACCAGAACUGGAGGAAGAAUGGAAAUCUGCACGCUAAGCACUCUCUCAAAGGACACGAGGGCGACCCUUGCCUGCGUUCAUCCGACUGCUCGGAGGGCUACUGCUGCGCCCGCCAUUUCUGGACCAAAAUCUGCAAGCCGGUGCUGAGGCAGGGGGAGGUCUGCACCAAGCAGAGGAAGAAAGGCUCUCACGGCCUGGAGAUCUUCCAGCGCUGCGACUGUGCCAAGGGCCUUUCCUGCAAGGUGUGGAAAGACGCCACCUCAUCGUCCAAGUCCAGGCUCCACAUGUGCCAGAAGAUCUGAAGCGGGGGGGGGGGGGCAGCUGCUGUCGGCGUAGAGUGCUCUGUCUCCAUCUGCCAGGGAAAGUUUCUUAAAGGACGGGUUGUGGCGGUAUUGAAAAGGAGAACAAGACAGAGACUAACAAGAGACAGAACAAACUGUGUGGGUUUAAGCUCGCUGUUCGGCAAGCAGGGAGUGAAUGGGAUUUGCUUUAAUGUGUCUGCUGCGAGCGCUCCAUCCCUGUACCCAUACACACACACACACACACACACACACACACACACACACACACACACACACACACACACACACACACACACACACACACACACACACACACACACACACUCAGCAUGGGUUUGUGAUCAAUGAGCUCAUGUUGUUGUUGCACACACAAAUACAUUUUUUUUUUACACUCGGGACAUUCAGGGAGCCACAAAGUUAGCCAGUAGCUGUGAUAGGUGAGGACCUUUUUUUAGAUGGAGGCCACAGGGGUAGCAGUCUUUCAUUAAACUUCCACUUGUAUAAAUAAGACAGAAAAACAAUUAACAGACAAGCCAUAUGUUUUACUGCACAGUAAAUGCUUUACCGGCCUCCAAAGACCUGAUGUGGGAUGUCCUGUGUCUCAAUGCUGGAUCCGACAUCAUUUGUUAUCUGUUUAGUCAGAAUUUCAAUAUCUUGUUUGUUUUUGAGUUUUGCGGAAUUUAGCUAUUUAUAUGCAGAACAUUUACAAACAGUAACAAAGUCCAGACCCACGAAAUACCAGUCAUAUCAUAUGAGGAACUAAUUGCAUACACUCUUCACUUCAGAGCUUGGGUUUUGUAACAGCAUACGGAGACUUCAAUGCAACGCAUGAUGCUCUUAAACCAAAGAAUGAAAGAAUAUUUACUUCAGAGUGAUGAGUUUCAUCUGGGGUAUUAGCCCCUUGGCCCAUUUUUAGCCACAAGAAGAGAGAUAAAGUAUUGUGUCCGUCGUUGAAACCUUGUUUGAUCUGUCAGAUGCAGCUGCAAUCUAUUGUGAUAGAAACUGUGGGUUUGCACUGAGGCAGUGUCAGUGUUCCUGAUACCAAACCAGAGAACGGCUCUGCUUUUUCAAUCACAUAAACAGGACUCAAGGAUACCAUGGAAGUGCAAUUUUUUCCAUUUACAAUGCCAACAGGAGAGGAGUCUUGAGAAGAUGAUUAGACUUAAAACAUGCUCCGUAAACCCGAUGCUUUUUUAAACAUAUUGCAGAUUGAAUCAACAUCAACACACAGCCCUGUUUAUUUUUCAGUUCAUCCAAAUAUGAUAGCACGCUUCUUUCUCAUGAAAUAAGCUGCAGUUUUGUUUUUAUGCCAAAGCAUAACUUCCUUAAACAACCACUUGAUAGCUACACAGUCAACAUAAUAUCACAUUUGCCUCUUUUUAGAGCAUCAACUACACAUAUUUUUUAACCAUUUAAAAUACCAAUAAGCUCUUAUAUUGUAAAUAGAUUGGAAACAAUGACCAUGUAUUUAAGAAUCAAUGUAUAUCAUGUACAUAUUAUAAAAAUAUGAAUCUUAAAUGUUGCAGCAAAAUGAUCUAGGUGAGAAGAGUAAUGAGGGAUGAAAUAGGAGCAGACUCAAAGUGAUGUAGUUAAAAUGAUAAGCGCUGUGUGUAUGGACACAGGCGAAAGGCAUUGAUAGCUUUGAUAUUACAGACUGAAUGCAUCAUAAGGAUGUUUCCAAAAAGAGAGACAAGCACAUGAAUUUCCAAAACAGUUUGUGUAAAUGGUGUGUACUGUAAAUGGUGUCAAGAUUUAUAUCCCGCUAAAUAUUGUUUGUGUCUAUACUGAUUUGUUUUGUGUAUUUACGUAUUUGUGUAUGAUGAAUG